AUGAUGCGAGAUACCGACCCUUCUUCGCCUAAGGCGACGAAGAAGCGCCGGAGUCGCAUAGCUUGCAAACGCUGCCAUGACCGGCGUGUCAGGUGCGAUGUGUCCGUUAUCGGCACUCCAUGUUCAGGCUGCACCGCCUCCAAUCUGGACCUUGAGUGCCAAAUACUCAAUUCAAAGCGCGUACGAGGUGGAAAUGGGCGAUUUUCAACCCGCGAUGUACCAGAAAUGCCCCAGAGACCUCUCACACCACUCGAGAGCAUCUCCGGGCAGACCGAAAGGGAAGAAAACCCCCCAUCUCCAGAGGAGACAGAAGACAGCGGCUCAACUUCCCAACAAGUGCCUGCAGAUGAGACCGACAUAUGGUCCAGGGUUGUUUCAUAUCAGACCAGGCUGCCAUCGGAUGGCCAACGCGUUGUUUACGUUGGCGAGCCAUGGACUCUUGCAUAUGUAAUGCAAUGGAAAGGGCGGCAACGCCAGGGCAUGGCUGAUGUGGCCGGAUCUCCAAACGGACUUUCAACUGAAUCUCCAACUGCUGUUCAUGUCUCAGUGCCCAUCGAAAAUCAUACCUCUCCCGACUCACAGCUGCAAUCCCAAUCCUCAACGACUACAGUUUCAACCGCCAAUGCAUCAAAUCUCCCGGCCGAUAUCCAACGGGCUCUUAUCAAAUCAUAUUUCUCUCGGCACAACAUUUUAUACCCAGUCUUGGAUAACCGUCGUUUCAGCGAGUUGUCUCGCUCUCAUACUGUUGAUCCCUGCCUACACCUUGCCGUUCUCUAUGCCGGAGCACUUCACGUUCCUGACCCCAUCAUUUACCGGGCUGGCUUCGAUAGCCGACAAGCAUGUCUUAUUUCUCUCUACCGGCGAGCAAAACAUAUCUUCUUUCAAAAUGACGACGACGGCACGGUGGAUCAGCUUUCUUAUAUUCAAUCAGCCUUUUUACUACAUAACAUGUGGCAGGGCCCUAAUGCUACCUUGAAUCCAUGGACGUGGUUGGGACUUGCGAUACGUAUGGCUCAAAACAUUGGUAUGCAUCGGAGCACCCAGUCAUCCUCGCUACCCGAAGCGGAUAAACGCUUAUGGAAGCGAAUUUGGUGGUGUCUUUACACCAGAGACCGACAAAUAGCAAGUGCUCUGGGAAAACCGCUGAUGAUUCGAGAUGAGGAUUGUGAUGUAGAGCCCCUGACGUUAGGGGAAUUUGAGGAAGGCGACUCUGAACAGACAAAAUAUUUUGUGAUCGAGCAGGCAAGGCUAAGUAUUCUAUGUGCGUCGCAAUUUCCGAAGUUUUCUCUACUCAGCUUUCUAAUCAAGGUCCAGUCGGUACUACUAUAUCCAAGCUCUUCGCUGUGUCUCCACAUGAUUCAGCUCAGCGGGAUGCAAGCAGAACCAGUCUCAUGCAACGAGUGA
Molecule: messenger RNA, 1404 nt
Organism: Clonostachys solani
Lineage: Eukaryota; Fungi; Ascomycota; Sordariomycetes; Hypocreales; Bionectriaceae
Source: the annotation of a GenBank genome assembly